GCUGGGCUCUGACACCCGCACAGCCAGCGAAGCCCAGCAAAGCCCAGCGAAGCCCAGCUGAGCGCGGCGGAACGAGCCUGAAGCCAUGGAGGGUCGGGUGCAGCUGAUGAAGGCCUUCAUGGCCUGGCCCAUCCGGCGCUCGGCGCGGCGCUGGAAGAACCCCAUCCCCUUUCCCGAGAUGUUUGACGGCGACACGGACCGGCUGCCCGAGUUCAUCGUGCAGACGGGCUCCUACAUGUUCGUGGACGACAAGACCUUCUCCAGCGACGCCCUGAAGGUGACGUUCCUCAUCACCCGCCUCAAGGGCCCGGCCCUGCAGUGGGUCAUCCCCUACAUCGAGAAGGACAGCCCCCUGCUCAGCGAUUACCGGGGCUUCCUGGCCGAGAUGAAGCGGGUGUUCGGCUGGGAGGAGGACGAGGACUUCUAGGCGGCCAGAGCCUGGGGCCCGGGGCGGGUGCUCCGGGGAGGGGGGGCUGCGCGCCGCCAGGGUGGCCACGGGCGCUGUCCGGCCGCGCCUCGGGCCCUGACGCCCUCCCUCCGUCCCCCCCGUCCCUACGUCCGUCCGUCCGUCCGUCCCUCCGUGCCUCCUCGAGUCCAGUGGAGUCCCGUGGAGUCGCCGCGAUCUCGGUGCCGUGCGCGCUCCUGUCCCUCCCGCGUCGCGCCUGCCUUUGUUCCAAGAAUAGCGCUGCUCCAGCCUCCCGCUGCUGUGCGUGGCCCCUGGGCCUCGCUCCGCAGCGCCGCCACCCCGCUGCCGCCCCACCCGCGCUGCCUGCCCAGCCCCUCCCUCCCGUGCACAUCUGGACUCUGUCCUGGCCUCCAGUCAGCCGCCAGCUGGGCUAGGAGAACACAAGGGACACACCCAGCACGCACAGCCUCCUGCCGCUGUCACCUGUCCCCUGCUGCACAGCCACCACCAGACUGCAUCGACCUACCCCAGCGCACCUGGGCUGCCUCUGUCAUCACCACCAUCCAUGGACACCCACCCA
Dipodomys ordii (Ord's kangaroo rat) is the source of this 986-nucleotide messenger RNA. RefSeq names its product protein FAM127C. The transcript has a single exon. The coding region runs from base 86 to 427 and encodes 113 amino acids. Lineage: Eukaryota; Metazoa; Chordata; Mammalia; Rodentia; Heteromyidae. The record is from RefSeq and is a predicted model, not a curated record.